Rotaria sp. Silwood1 is the source of this 284-nucleotide messenger RNA. NCBI's taxonomy places the organism in Eukaryota, Metazoa, Rotifera, Eurotatoria, Philodinida, Philodinidae. The record is from the annotation of a GenBank genome assembly.
AUGAUAAACAAUAAAGAUAAUGCUUCUAUAUUACAAACUUUUUGCGAUCUAAGUGCUACAAAAAAGGUAGAAGAUUUUUAUAAUCAUACAGAUGGACCACGUUUCAAUACUGUGGAGAAAUUUUAUUACAAUCAGCAUACACAACAGACAUAUGAUUUUGCAAUGUCGAAAAUGAAGAACUAUGAAAAUAUGAAUAAAUUAGUAUUAGAUCCAUGGGAUGCAUUAGAAUUAGGUGGCUCAUUUGUUGACGAUUCAGAUCCCGAUACAGAAUUAGAUCAGAUUUU